Hirsutella rhossiliensis is the source of this 672-nucleotide messenger RNA. Its product is annotated as mitochondrial 39-S ribosomal protein. Lineage: Eukaryota; Fungi; Ascomycota; Sordariomycetes; Hypocreales; Ophiocordycipitaceae. Bases 1 to 672 code for a protein of 223 amino acids. Gene Ontology annotation, cellular component: mitochondrial large ribosomal subunit; mitochondrial ribosome. Gene Ontology annotation, biological process: mitochondrial translation. The record is from RefSeq and is a predicted model, not a curated record. The transcript has 2 exons. Gene Ontology annotation, molecular function: structural constituent of ribosome.
AUGCGAACAGCGGCCUUCUCGACCACAGCCUGGCAGUGCAAACGCAAAACCAAGGACAACAACAAGAAGCGCGGUGUCAGCAGCCUGUACGGCUCAGGACCCCGAGAGCACCUGUCCAUGUCGGACGUGCCACUGCCCAAGCCGCGCGACUUCAAGCCCAAGGUGGCCGUGGACGAGAAUCAUGGCCUCUGGGGAUUCUUUCCCGCGCGGGGCAAGCUGCUGCCGACACCCCAGGAGGCCGAGUCGCACGGACGGGCGUGGACAGUCGAGGAGCUUCGCAAGAAGUCAUGGGAGGACUUGCACUCGCUAUGGUGGGUGUGCUGCAAGGAGAGGAAUAUGCUGGCGACGUCCCGGGCCGAGCUAGAGAGAGGGAAGCUUGGCUUCGGCGAGCGGGAAUUCGAGCUCCGAGACGGCGAGGUCCAGAGGACGAUGCGACGCAUAAAGCACACGUUGACGGAACGAUUCUACCUGUGGCAGGAUGCCAACGACGUCGCCAAGUCGGACCCGGAGAUUGACCUUGAGGCAGCGAACGGAAAGGUGUACAAGCCAUCCGAAUACGAGGAUGAGAUCCCGGAGCCGGACAGCUGGUCAAAGCCCGGGAGGAGAGCCGACGGAAACGCUGCAACUUCCCAAGGGAGAGAGCCCGACGAGCAGACGACCCUGGGACGGUGA